CGUGGGAAGUUAGGCGGCGCACGCGUGCUGCUGCUGCUGCUGCUGCGGCGCCGGAUUCAGCCCCGCACAUAACGCACGCGGUCGCUCGCUUCUGCUUCUCUGCCGCGUCUCAGCUGUGCCGUUCCUCUCCGCUCUCAACGCGCCUUGUUCUGCGCAACUCCAGCUUCUCUGCUACUCCAGCUGCUGCUGCUGCUGCUGUUGUUACUGUUCCGGAAGGGACAUGCGAUGUCGACGCACUGUGCGAGCCACGGUCGCGGCCCGGCGUUGCCGCUUCUCUGCUCUUGUGAGAUGCGCCGUGCCACGUGAUUGCCGGCUGUGACUUGUUCUCGCGCACUUCCGUAUCUCUCCGUUUGGUGAACUCGUUCUCAUCCGCGCGGACUUGUCGUUUACAGCCAAAGCAGUGUGGAGUUAUGCUUGUCUUGUGUGUGUGCUAAGAACGUAAGACAACUUUAAAGAAGAGAGUGAUAGCAAAAAAUAUAUAUAUAUAGAGAGAGAACAGAUGUUGGGAGGCAUGACUGUAACGCCUCCGGCAUCGUGGACGGCCUCGCUGGGGCUCUGGUGGUGCCUGUGGUGGCACGCGCGGUGCCUGGUCAGCGUGGGGCUGGUCAACGCGGCGUGGACUUCUGGAGGUAACAAGAGUGCCAUGCAUCACUUUGGCCGAGUCUUCGCUAAAGAAAACAGCUACUUUGCUUCGCUUUACAGCACUUCUAAAGAUCACGAAGUUCUUCCGGAGUUUGCUGAGCCAGUGCCAAACGUGACAGCCAUCGUAGGCCGCAGUGUGAAGCUUCCCUGUGUGGUCAAUAACUUGGGCCACUACCGGGUUGCAUGGUUGCGAGUGGAGAGCAAAACGAUCCUGACGAUCCACAAGAGCGUGAUAACGCAGAACUAUCGCGUCCACCUGAGCCCAUCGGACCGUACCUGGCUACUGGUCAUCGACAGCGUCCAGGAGUCAGACCGUGGGGGAUACAUGUGCCAGGUCAACACGGUGCCCAUGCGCAGCCAAGUCGGAUACCUCGACGUGCUCGUGCCCCCGGACAUUGUGGGCAGUGAGAGCAGUUCUGACGUGCUGGUGCGUGAAGGGUCCAACGUGACGAUCGUGUGCCGAGCCAAGGGCUACCCGGCGCCCCGAAUCACCUGGCGACGGGAGGACGGAACGCCCAUUGCCGUGGGAAACUGGCAGGAACAGCUGGGAUCGACCGCAACUGACAAUGUGUCUUAUGAAGGCAAAGAGCUGAGCAUCACCAAAGUCAGCCGUCUCCACAUGGGACCCUACCUCUGCAUCGCCUCCAAUGGCGUCCCAUCUCCCGUCAGCCGGAGAAUUCUGCUCCAAGUACACUUUCCGCCCAUGAUCUGGAUUCCCAACCAACUCAUUGGAGCUCCGCUGGGCGGCGAAGUCGUGAUGGACUGCAAUACGGAGGCGUUCCCGAUGUCCAUAAACUACUGGACCCUGGAGAGCGGCGACCUCAUCGCCGAGUCGGCAAAGUACUCGCUCAACCGCACGGAGAAUGUAUACAAAGUGCACAUGCGACUUCGUAUUCGUCGUAUUGCGCCCGAAGAUUUCGGCGCUUACCGAUGCUUUGCGAAGAACUCGCUGGGCUCCACGGAGGGAUCCAUUCGGCUCUAUGAGAUUCAUGUGCCACCACCGCCGAAAGUUAAGGAACCAUCAACAGCGAGGAUACAGAGCAUUGAAGGCAACAAAAUGGAGCUUCCUCGGGACUCCACAACAAAACAGCGGAGCUAUCCUGCCAGACCACCGCUCACCGGGUCGCCGGCUAAAACACAGGAGCCAACCGAUGCUUCGGGAUGCCCUGGAAGCAAUGUCGCCUUGCUAUCGAUAUGCCUGGUGACCACAGCUCGUCUACUUACGUGAUAACGUGCACAGCGUGCACAGAGGAGCCACAAAAAUGUUAUGGCGAUUGAAAGCCUUCCAUCAUCUUCUCUUCGAAGACGUGUGCAAGUGAAGCGAGGAAAUGCGUGCAAAAGUGGCAUCUCUUCUGCGACGUCAACGAUGCCUGCCACGUCGCGGUCUCCUAGCUGACUUGGCACGUCAUCGGGCAAGCACUCGUACGCGGCGCCCGAAAGCGACGCGUCCCAGAUCCUCCACAAACAGGCUCAGUAGCUCGCCGAAACAAGUCAAAGUUGUCUGUACAGUAGAGUAAAUAAGUGGCGUUGUUGUGUUGCUACCCCGUGUAUUUGUGCACACGGGUGUAGUGCAUGUAUAUAUAGAAGUAUACGUAAGCGUUCCCGAUUCAAUGUCUUCGGUCUCUUGAACUUUCUGCGUCACCGUUAUCUGCUCUGCAUGGCGUCUGCUUAUUGGCCGAGCUCUAGCUUACGUGCGUGUUUCCCAGUCAGUUAAAAGGGAAAAAAAAAGCAAAGUCGUGUACACAAAGGAUGGAAGGAAUCAACAUAAACGUCGACAAAGGCAAUGCUCACCGAAGCGCGCAGACACACGAACGCCUGAGAAUAACUAUUGGCGUCGUUUAUUCAACGAUAGCAUCAACGCCGUCUCCGUAGGGCACUGAAGCUGUCAUACACUCAAAGAUCUGUACUUUGAGUGAGUUUGUAGCUUGCCUUUCGUUAUGCAUUAAGCUUACGUGUCAGCGGAGCUCUUCUCGCUUUUUCGUGUUCAUUCGAGACAUCAUCUAGCGAAAAGCAUUCGCCUGGGUUGCAGCAUAAUGACGUAUAAUGUGGCGCACAUCGUUCUCCUGGCAUCGGACACAGACAGCGAUGUUAUCUGAUUUGUUUUUUGUAAUAUCGCUGAUAACUCUAUAACUUCGAUGACAAGCCCGAGAUGAUUCGGCCUCUGACAAGCCCGGCCUCGAACAGAAGCGUGGUGAGCCACCAUGUUCUCUGUACAGGCAGUAUGGAACAGCGAGUCGUUGCAUGCUUCUUUCGGAAUUAAGUUCAGGGACGUAUAUAACAGCUACCAGAAGCGUGGGGCACAACACCUCCCGCAGACUCCGUAACGGUCUCCUUCAAGACGGUCACUUAAACAUUUACGCUGCAGUAUAGGGAGGCCAAAAGGGCUUGGCGAUCGAUCCUAGGUGGCCUAUGUCUAAAAGGACAACCAAGCAUUACUUUUCUACACUUUGCUGAUCUCAAGAGAAGCAACGUGUCAACAAGCAUGACGAAACACAUUUUUGAAACAUGGUUCUUAAAGUGGCACACGUCCAAUUAUAUCCGCUCACUUUUCUUUUGUUCAUGUUUUUGAAGACUUCCAUCGCAUAUCUGCGGUAAUCAUAGGUGCGCUUGCUUCCCAGAGAGUCAGAAACGCGUUUAUCAGGCGGGAUAGAAGCAGAACAAGCUGAACUGUAAGGCUGUGUCUAGAGGCGCUGCUUCAUUCGCUCGUUGAGUAUCUUAUCCAGAAAUGUUCGUUAGGCCUAGGCUUAUCAUGAAAGUCUUAUAAAUAAGGACGCAGAUGACGUGUAGCUCAGAAGUUCUGGGCUAAGAGUUCGCAAAUUGAUUCAGUGAAUACUCUAAAAAGGACCUUUCAGCGCAAGUUAUGCUGUAUGCUCUCGUAACCGCCGCAUCCUCUUCCAUUGCCGCGCACGAAAAGUUAAGGCAUUAAUUACCGCUCCAACGACCUUGUACAGAAAUAUAAGGUGGCCACACCAGCCUCUUAGUUCCUCUCUCAGGUAGAACAUCUGUUAAUACUAUGUCACUCCAUCAUGUGUACAUACAUACAUCAUCGAUCAUUAUAAAGUUCUCCAUUACGGACUCGUCGUGAUCCGCUGCUGUGAACUCAGUGGUGGCAUAUGCUGUGUAUAAAGCAGAAAUAAA
Molecule: messenger RNA, 3780 nt
Organism: Dermacentor silvarum
Lineage: Eukaryota; Metazoa; Arthropoda; Arachnida; Ixodida; Ixodidae
Product: lachesin
Exons: 11
Coding region: 500-1870 (456 amino acids)
Cellular component (GO): neuron projection
Source: RefSeq, a predicted model, not a curated record